CUUGAAUCUCUUCUGCCCACCGGCGGUCACGACAAGGGGGCAUACGAACUUGAACUCCCCUCGUCGACGGAUCUUUACCCCGUACCACGCGAUUCGAAUACAAAAUGUCGCGAGUUAUAAGCUACACGCCGGAAUGGCUCAUGCGACCGAACCCAGGCUGGGAAAUGUUCACGUCCAAAACUCCAUCUUCGAAAUCGCCCAUUUCCCAAGACGAUACCGGACGCCGGAAAACGAUUGCAACUAGGGACACGGAGAUCUUCGUAGCUGUCGGGACUGAGAUCCGUUGGGCGGAUUUGCUGGCCUUGAAAGAGGGGGAGAAUGGAUACCGUACACUCAAAGUCGCAGUUCCGCUUCCGAUCACACAGCUUGUCGUCAGUCCCAAUGGCGACUUCAUGGCCGUUGCAACCGCGCAUACAGUUCAUGUCGUCGUUCUCCCCGAGCCCGCUGUUUUAGAAGGACCUCCCUCCACCGACCCUAUCAAGCUCAAAACCUUCCAAGUCGGCCCCACCGCCCAUGUGCGCGAACAGGCCCCUGUUGUAUCUCUCAUGUGGCACCCGCUAGGAUACCGAGGACACUGCCUUGUCACAAUAACGCGGGAUGGAGUGGUUCGCCUAUGGGAAGUGAACCGGUCCGAUCGCUCAACAUUCAGCGAACCCACCCUCUCAAUAGACUUGAAAAAGCUGGCCAAUGCGACAAACGACAAGGAGGAUGUGAGUGCUGCUAAGUUAGGAGCUUCCAAGGGGUUCUCGCCGGAUUCGUUCGAGCUGGAGGUGGCGUCCGCCUGCUUUGGAGACUAUCCUGAUCAAGAGGGGGUUCAUGGCUGGGCUCCAAUGACGUUAUGGAUUGCCAUGGUUGAAGGAGAUGUAUACGCUCUGUGCCCUCUUCUUCCCAGCAAAUGGCAGCUACCAGAGACACCAGGUGUCUUCACUCUUAUCGAGACUUUGGCUACCUCGAUCAACGCCGACUAUGCGGAAGUGCAGGACAAUAAAGAGGCCUCCAAGCAGCAGGAGGAGACUGUGGAACGGCAACUUUCCUGGCUCUCCGAUAUCCUCUAUGCCGAACCCCUCCCUGAGAAGCUGCCUUCAGGCGAUUCCAUCAGUGUAUUCUCUCGCCCCAGCAGUGUUCCCGCAUGUCCAUUGUUGCAAGGCCCCUUUACCAUUUCUGCCGAGGAUGUUGAUGAUUUCGAGAUUAGCGACAUGAUAGUGUUCUCACUCAAGACGUUCUCGGAGAGUGUGGAGGAUGGGCCGGCUGAAGGGUUACCUGGAGCCGUCGUGUGCCUCCUCACUGAUACCUCCAAGGUGCACAUCUGCUUAGAUAUUUUGGGUAUCGUUGGCCGAUGGCUCCCGUCAUCCCCACCACAGCAUAUCUCACCCGAGUCCACUGCCCAAGAGCUCAUCCUCACUGAGACGGUCGCUCUGGCAGACGAUGACACGCCUUCUUUCAACCAAAGUAUCACCCCAGACGUGCAGAAGGAUUUCUCGUUCUUCGUCUCCCGAUCUCAGGGCGUGUACUCUAUAACUCUAGAGCCCUGGAUCCGAAAUCUCGAAAAUGAGCUCGCCGAACCCCAGAGCGAGGGUCUCACCUUCCGCCUCGAUCGGCUCCUGGAGUCUGCCGGGACACAGGUUGACUUGUGCAUGUCCAGAACAGGUACUCAUGCCGCAUCCGAGGAGGCGCCAGAGGAAGUUAACUCGUGCGUUGUGGUUGCGGAAGGUAACCUGGGUUACUUCGUACUGACGACCGUGGCAAACGAACCCCAAGCCGUGUUCCUGGAUGCACCAGAGUAUGGAUUCCCGUCUGAGAAGGAGCUGGCCGAGUACAUGCUGGUGGAGGUACCGUCUAGACAAUCACGGCCGGCUUACCAACCACCUAAGGAGCUCUAUGACCCACUACAAUUCCAUAUCGAUAAAGAGCGCUUUAUACCCGCCCGACAUAAAGCGUCCAGCAAAGAAGAGAUGAAGCUGUCCCCAGCCAAUCUUGACAUCCUCAUGAACGCACACAAAGCCCUCAGUCAAGACACGCACAGACUCCAAACGGCCGUAUCUGAUCUCUUCAUAAGAUGCACACGACUCCGAGAGGAGUUCCGCGACCAAGUCGUGCGAGUUGCUGAGCUAGUCGCCAAGGUUGACGGGGUUACUGGGAAUGACGAAGGUGCGGACGGCGAUGUGGAUGGCUAUACCAAUGCCAAGAUUGAGGAGCGCCUAGACAAGGUGAAGGCGAAACAAGAAGCCAUCACUGCUCGUUACGAGGCUAUCAGAAGGAAGAUGGCCAGCAUAGGCGGCACAGAGCUGAGCGAGAAGGAGUCCGCCUUCGUUGAGGAGCUGCAGACAAUGGAACGUAGUCUGGAUCACGAGGCGCAGACGUUGACGGGGGAUCAAGACGGCAGCGAAGUGCCGGCAUGGGAGCGUCUAGGGAAGAUAAAGGGGCUGAAAAAGGACCUUGCCAUCGAGGCCGAACGAGCAACGAGAGAGAUGGAGGGGGAGAGGGGGGCUGCGGUAAUCAAGGUUCCCUCACAUUCGCGAAAACAGGAGCAGGAGCAGAUUGAGGCGCUGCUGCAGCGCGAAGCGGCUCUGAUUACAGCGGCUGCGAAGAGUUUGAGGGCUAUGGGUAUUGAUGUACCUGUGGACGAUGCAAAGUGGUGAGGGAGAAAUAGAAGUUGGUUGUUGCCAUGGAAUCUCCGGCUUUGAGAGUAUGAGGUCGUUCUGGUCGCUGGGAAGCCGAAAAGAUGUAUAAGAGCGCUAAGCAUAUAAUCCCAAGAAUGCUAUUGGCCUGGAUUCUCGUGGCCUCUGUGGGAUAGACUCUGCUAAGGGACGGUGCUUCGAGAAGCCAGCCACAUGGCAGUAAUCUUCUCCAAGACUGCGCACUCUCCAUCUUCAUUCUUCUUUGCCGAUGUGACUAGCUCCAUGCUGGAGAACCAUGACAUCGGGUGCAUCGGGUGGCAGUAGUACAAGUGGCAUCGACAAGCAGGACACGCACACAGGCACGCAUAUGUGGAGGAGUACGGAGUGCUUCCACUUUGCGCGACCGCUCUGAUACCUAGGUAGACUGUUCAGAUAUGCCCAGCCCCAAG
Messenger RNA from Westerdykella ornata, 3067 nucleotides. RefSeq lists its product as uncharacterized. Gene Ontology annotation, cellular component: nuclear pore. Gene Ontology annotation, molecular function: protein binding; structural constituent of nuclear pore. The record is from RefSeq and is a predicted model, not a curated record. Lineage: Eukaryota; Fungi; Ascomycota; Dothideomycetes; Pleosporales; Sporormiaceae. The transcript has 2 exons. Gene Ontology annotation, biological process: protein import into nucleus; ribosomal small subunit export from nucleus; ribosomal large subunit export from nucleus. Bases 105 to 2639 code for a protein of 844 amino acids.